This is a messenger RNA of Microplitis demolitor, 1318 nucleotides long. RefSeq names its product mitochondrial carnitine/acylcarnitine carrier protein. The record is from RefSeq and is a predicted model, not a curated record. NCBI's taxonomy places the organism in Eukaryota, Metazoa, Arthropoda, Insecta, Hymenoptera, Braconidae. Gene Ontology annotation, molecular function: O-acyl-L-carnitine transmembrane transporter activity. The transcript is spliced from 7 exons. Bases 437 to 1318 code for a protein of 293 amino acids. Gene Ontology annotation, cellular component: mitochondrial envelope. Gene Ontology annotation, biological process: carnitine transmembrane transport; mitochondrial transport.
CAAUACUAGUGCCACUACUUGGUAGAAAGCAACAAUUAGCUAAUGAAAAAAUGGCUGCAGAGUUUAUGUGAAGUCAUUAAAUAAAGUACGUAUAAAAAAACUCAGGUCAAUUGAUCAAGACUUUGUGACUGCGGUUUAUACACAGACAGAUCAACGGGCAUCCGAGAAAAAUGCUGUUACUGGACUUUUCGUAAUAGUCCGUUUAGAUCAACUUAAAAAAAAAUGAGAUGUGUUAAUUAGAGAGUCUUUUUGAGAUUAAAAGGUAUACAUUUUUAAAAAGCCAUAUGAUAAAUUAAAACUAAAUGUAAAUAAAUGAAUGCUUAAAAUCAACUUACAAGUUUCAAAUAAAACAUGACGAUAAAUACAAAAAAUUUAACUGUCGAGCAAGAGGGGAAAAAAAUAUUGCAAGAUCGUCCACCUGGAAAAUAUUUCAUCGAUGAAUCAUAUCCUAGCGGGUGGUUUUGGUGGUUUAUGUACGACUUUAUUCGGGCAUCCGUUGGAUACAAUAAAAGUUAGAAUGCAAUCAAAACCAAAUGAGUAUAGAAAUACGUGGGAUGCAGUUUUUAAGAUAAUUAGUCGAGAAGGACCUUCAGGAUUAUACAAAGUAAAUAUAAUUUUUCGAGUUAACAAACUCAUAUUUUGGGAUAGAGGUAAUAGAAUAACAUUAAUCAUUAAUGAAUGCCCUUUUUUUAUUGAAUAUUUAGGAAAACAGUUGGUAGCAAAACCUAACCAACGUAAUGAAGAUUUGGCAGCAACUCAAUUAUUUCUGGCGGGAAUGUUUAGUGGGUUUACCACUAUUCCUUUGAGUGUACCGGGAGAACGUAUAAAGUGUUUAUUACAAAUGCAAACUGGAAGAAAGAAAGCUUUCACUGGAUUUAUAGAUUGCGCUAUAAAACUUUUUCAUGGCGGGGGCAUAAAAAAUCUUUAUGUAGGUACUUGUGCAACAAUAUUGCGUGAUCUACCUGCUAGUGGUGUGUAUUUCAGUGUUUAUGAUAUCAUAAUGAGAUUGUUCACUUAUCAUUUCAAAGAAACUGUCAUGUGGCACUCAAUAUUUGCUGGAGGAUUCGCUGGAAUGAUUAAUUGGGUUGUUGCUAUGCCUGCAGAUGUAUUAAAAUCCCGCUUACAAAUAUCAUCAAUAGAUAAAUAUCCUCGUGGCAUGAGAUCUUUACUUCCGGAAAUUUUACGUGAAGAAGGCCCUUGGGUACUUUAUCGAGGAGUAAUGCCCAUUAUGAUACGAGCUAUUCCUGCUAACGCUACAUGUUUUUUUGGUAUUGAAAUAGCAAUGAAAAUUCUCGAUGCUCAUUUUCCUUUACUUUAA